UUAUUUCCAAUAAGCCGCAUCGCCGUGCUGCUUGAUAUAUUACAAUUUCUAUUAUUAUUAUUGUUAUAAGGUAUAUCUCUUGUAAUUUUUUUUAUUUAAACAAUUUUUUUUUCCAUUCGGAAGACGGUAAGUUUCGUCACUACGCUUAAUAGUACUUCUCUGUAGAGGUAUACCUCGUUGGAACGGUUCAACACACCACUUAGGAAACAAGAAAUCAAUUUUAAUGUCAGAACUACAGUCGGUGCUAUUAUUAAAAAAACAACUGACUGAAUUGCACAAGAACCCAGUAGAGGGGUUCUCUGCUGGUCUUAUAGAUGAUAAUGAUAUUUACAAAUGGGAAGUUCUCAUCAUUGGACCUCCAGACACCUUAUAUGAAGGAGGGUUUUUCAAGGCUCAUCUUAAUUUUCCUAAAGAGUAUCCAUUAAGGCCACCAAAAAUGAAAUUUGUCACUGAAAUUUGGCAUCCUAAUAUUGAUAAAAGUGGUGAUGUUUGCAUAUCUAUACUUCAUGAACCAGGUGAUGAUAAAUGGGGUUAUGAAAAAGCAAGUGAACGUUGGUUACCAGUUCAUACGGUCGAAACUAUCUUAAUAUCAGUUAUUUCAAUGUUGGCCGAUCCAAAUGAUGAAAGUCCAGCUAAUGUAGAUGCUGCAAAAGAUUGGCGUGAAAAUUAUCCAGAAUUCAAGCGCAAGGUUGCACGUUGUGUGCGUAAAAGUCAAGAGGAUAUGUAAUAACAAAUUUGCCAGUUGCUCUAUACAUAUGUUACCAUCAUAUAAAUCAAUUAUUGAUGCCAGGGUAACAAAAUAUAGAGCAACCAACAACAUUUUUUUAUAAUGUGAUUUAUUAAUGUAAGUUUUUUUCUAAACGUCUAAUAAAAUAUAAUAAACUAUC
Molecule: messenger RNA, 887 nt
Organism: Sipha flava (yellow sugarcane aphid)
Lineage: Eukaryota; Metazoa; Arthropoda; Insecta; Hemiptera; Aphididae
Gene: Ube2g1
Product: ubiquitin-conjugating enzyme E2 G1
Exons: 5
Coding region: 224-727 (167 amino acids)
Biological process (GO): proteasome-mediated ubiquitin-dependent protein catabolic process; protein polyubiquitination
Molecular function (GO): ubiquitin conjugating enzyme activity
Source: RefSeq, a predicted model, not a curated record